AUGACAACACAAUAUGGCACCGUGAAGCCUUCCAAUCCAGAUGGCAGAGAGCAGAUUGUUAUCGUCGGCACCGGUAUGGCCACAUCUCUUCGUCAGACCACCCGAGACUACAUCAGCUGACGACACGAAUUCACUAAGGCUGGGCGGGCUUCAAUGUAUCGCAGAAACUUGACGACAAGAAGUUCAACAUCACUGUGAUUUCUCCAGAGGAUACAAGCCCGUACACUCCGUUACUUGUACCUGAAAUCACUGCCCUUUCGGAGAGAUAACGACGAUCUGACAUAUUUCUAGGCAAGUGCAGCUUGCGGCCAGUUCGACUUUUCCCUCGCGGAAGAGCCGAUUCGACACAAGAGCAAGAAGAUCGCGUAUUAUAAGGGCAUUGUCGAAUACAUCGACUUGAACUUGAAGAUAUGCAAAUGCCGAUCGGCCUGCGAAACGGAUGGCGUGGGUCCAACUAGGCAAUUCAGUGUCGCCUAUGACCGGUGAGUGGUACGGAUUCGACAUUUCACGCCGAUGCUGAUUAAAGCAUAUAGCCUCGUUCUCACACCAGGAUGUAAGGGACUUCUAAACCCCUCUGAUAUAUAUUUUGACUAAAGCACACACAGGUAUCAGCAACACAUUCAACACUCCAGGUGCAGAGGAGCAUGCAUUCUUUGUCCGGACUGUCAAUGAUGCGAAGAAAGUGCAGCACCGUGUGAAACAGCUGCUGGAACUCGCAUCACUUCCGGGCGUCUCUGAUACAAUUCAGCGCGACCUUCUUCAUGUUGUUGUAGUCGGCGGUGGUCCCACUGGUGUUGAACUCUCUGCGGAACUAUCAGACCUUUUCAACGAGGACAUGGCGAUGCUCUAUCCGCAUCUCAAGGGAAAGAUGAAGAUCUCGAUUCACGACGCAGCGCCAUUCAUUUUAGGAGCUUUUGAGGACGCUUUGAAGCAGCACAGCAUCCAGAGCUUCUCGAAACGAGGCGUGACGGUCAUCACGGAUUCGAAAAUCAAAGAAAUAGGAGCAGACCACAUCGUGACGGAAGCCGAGGGACGGAUCGGCUGUGGCAUGGUGCUCUGGACGGCUGGCAACAAACAAUGCGCACUGGUCGACAGUCUUGACCUGUGCAAGACCGACAAACUUCCUCGAAUCUUGACAGAUCGAUACCUUCACGUCUUGAAGGAACCGGACAAGAAAGCCGUGCUAGACGUCUUCGCACUCGGCGACGCAGCCGACAUCAAGGGCGAUUUCUUGCCGACUACCGCAGAGGUGGCCGUGCAGAAGGCGGAGUAUCUGGCCAACGCACUCAACAAAGGCCUAGAUGGCGCGAAACCUUUCGUGUAUGGGCAGAAAGCCAUAGUCGCGUAUAUCGGCGGACAUGACGGAGUUGUCAGCGGGAAACCCGAUUGGAGCGGUGCUCGAGCGUGGGCCGCAUGGCGAAGCAAGAACCUGUUUUGGACUCGAAGCUGGAGGCGUAAGUUCAUGAUUAUGAUUUACUGGGGACUCGAUUGGAUGGGCGGUAAGGAGAUCGCAAGGCUAUGA
Lecanosticta acicola is the source of this 1522-nucleotide messenger RNA. NCBI's taxonomy places the organism in Eukaryota, Fungi, Ascomycota, Dothideomycetes, Mycosphaerellales, Mycosphaerellaceae. The record is from the annotation of a GenBank genome assembly.